AUGGUGGAUUCGGUGGACUUGCAGCGGCCCCUGGCCACCCAGGAGUCCAUCGACGCUGGAAGCAUCACCAGCACCUGGGAAUUCUCACAUUGGCAUCGAUCACUCCGGAGAAUGACCUUCGACUUCCUACACCCAGGAGAGGAACUGCUAAGAUACUAUUCCUGGAGAUUUUGUCGGUUGGCGAAGCUCCAUAGCUGGCUGAUUCCGGUGCUGCUGCUGGUGAAUGCGCUGCAGGCGCUGGCGGUGUUGGUGGCACUUCAUCUGCAGGUGGCCGAUGAACUCUGGAAAUUUCGGCUCUUGGUGGCAGCGUUGACUGCGUUGAUCUUCAGUGUCGAGUUUCUGCUGCGGCUGUGGACCUGCGUAGAGGACCAUCCAGCCUUGGCGCUGCAAGCCACCCUGACGCGGCUCCGUUUUCUGAUGAAGCCAUCGAACAGCCUGGACAUCUUGACUUCAGGUUUCUUGUGGGCCGUGGUGGUGGUGAUCUUCAAACGAAAAGAGGUGACUUAUCCGGAGGCCUUCUUCAGGUUGGCCUUGAUUUUCAGCAUGGCCAGUGGUGGUGUGAUGCCCCGUGGCUCUGGAUCCAAGAAUAGUACCGCCUCCUUACAUCCCGAGAAGAUCCUGGAGUACGACUUUGGAGCUGACCGCUGGAAGACCAACGUGUCCUUCCGUAGUGGCGGCAAGAAGCGACGCAGGAGCGUCUUCGAGAAUCUGCCGCAGGAGGAUGCCUUUGGAUUCGAUCCCAAGUCGGGUCGCAAGUUCAGGCUGCUGCUGUUGAUCAGCGCCUCGCUGAGUUCCGUGGCCUCCUUUGCGGUGGAUCGCGGCUCCGGCUUGCUGCAGGAAACGACGCAAGAAACUCUUCAGCUGGUGCAAGACCUCAGCGGCUAUGGAACUUCCUCGAAGUUCUUGAACUUCUGGGUGAUCUUCAUCUGCAACGGUGCCUUCCUGUGGAGCGCCUAUGGCCUGGUUCGCUUUUCGCCGGAGGCGGCGGGCAGCGGAUUGCCGGAGGUGAAGUGCAUCCUCAGUGGUAUCGAGCUGGGGAAUUUCCUGAAGCCUCGAGUGCUCGUGGCGAAGUCCUUCGGUCUCAUGCUGGUGCUCGGUGCCGCCAUGCCGGUGGGGAAGGAAGGACCCUUUGUUCACAUCGCCUCGUGUAUCAGCGCGAUGCUUCUGGAAUCGGAACGGUGCUUUGCAUCCGUGAGCCUGGACCGGCAGGAGGUGCUCCUUGCGGCUGUGGCUGUGGGUGUCGGCGCCACCUUUUCAGCCCCCGUGGGGGGCGUCUUGUUUGCUCUAGAGCUGAUGAUGCCACGGCUCUACGACACCUCCUCCUACUCUGCGUGUUUCUUCGCAUCGACCUUCGGAACCUUUGUCUUCAUGUGUUUGAACAUGUUCUUCUCCGGCAGUGGCCAGCUGAAGCCACUCUUCAACUCGGACAUCACCGCAGAACAUUCGCCCACUUUGGGGGCUGAGAUCCUGUUCAUCUUCCUGAGUUUGAUCACUGGAGCACUCAGUGGAGCAUUGGCCAGCACCUUUGUGCUAUGCCACAGGCGCGCCGUUGGGGCGAUGAACGCCCUCAGAGGUCUGGCACCACUCUGUGGCGAGAAGAAAGCAGGUCAGUCGGUGCCGCGGGAUUUGGCGAUUUUCCUCGCGGCCGGGGGCAUCGCUGCGCUGCUGAAAGUUGGGGCAGGCAGCAAACUGCUCACCUUGGGGACCGGCCCGUUCCUCAGUUCGAUCUUCGCCACCGAAGCACAUCUGCAGCACCCUGAGCUCAGCAGCCUCUCAGGACUGCUGCUCCUCUUUCUGGCGAAAACGAGCUUCACCGUCAUGGCCCUGUCCAUGCCGGUCCCCGCAGGUGUGGUGGCUCCGUCGCUGAUGCUGGGCGGCAUCUUUGGCCGCCUCGUGGCCGCGCUGCUGCCCUUGUGGUGCAUCGACUUCUUGGCGCCCGACGGGGACUUUGGGCAAUACAUCGCCAGGUUGGCCAUCGUGGGCGCCACCUGUUUCUGCGGCGCCGUCUGCCGCGUGAAUUCUGUGGUGGUCACCGUCUUCGAACUCAUCGCGGUGCCGCGGCUGAUCUUGCCGUUGACCUUGGCCACGAUUGUGUCCAACUAUUGCGCCAACAGUGUUGGUCCCUCGAUCUUCGAUUCCAUUCUGCUGAUGAAAAAGAUCCCGGCCAUGCCCACCCUGCGCGCCUCCGCUCGCGCCUUGCAGCCUGUGAAGAAGGUCUUGGAUCAUACGAUGCUGAGCCUUUGCCUGCCGCGCACAGCUCAAGGGAACGAUUUCCAACGCCUGAAAUUCAUCAAGCAGAGCAGGGAGGCGGAAAACCGAAGCGUUCCUCGCAUGGUGCCUAUCGUCGAAGAGGUGACCCACAACGAGCAGCAGCGCCUGGUAUUGCUGGGUGCUGUGAAUUGGGAAGACGUCGAUGCCCUGCAAGUGGCGGGAGGCAACGACGUGUUGGUGGCCGCAGUGAAGUUGGGCAAGAUUUUGCAGGAGCCACUGCGCAUCUCGCCCAAUAUCUCGCUAAAGAAGGCUUAUAUCGAGAGUCAAUCUGUGACCCGCCAGGGUCCCAUGAUGGUUGUGGAGGACGGCUUUCUGGUGGGCAUCCUGCCGCACGAUGAUCUGGUACGUUCUGGGGCCAAAGCAGCCGAACAUCAGCUCAGACUGGGGCGAACUGACCCCAUAUCAGUGGAGUUGAAAUCGCGCGGCGACCGGCUCAUCGCCUUCGCCGUGGGACUUGGUAUGCACCGAGGCUCCAGAUUGAACAGGAUUUGGAGAGACAUGAAGGAUGUUUCGGCCUCAGUUGAGCGAGAAUUGAUAGGUGUGAAUUGCUUGGCCUGGAGUCGCGAUGGUAGCCUUCUUGCAUCAGGCAGUGAUGACACGUGCCUCUGCAUCUGGUCCUACAAUCUCAGGAUGCAACUGAAACUUUGCUUGCGAACUGGACACGCGGCCAACAUCUUCGGUGUCGCCUUUCUGGCCAAUGAGCCACUGGUGUGCACCUGUUCUGUGGAUGGGACGGUGCGCUUGAUGGACAUCGCCGCCGAGCGCUGUGCCUCCGUUUGGCGAGCACACACGCGAGGAGCCAACAAAGUCGUCACGACCUUUGAGGAACCCAAUUUGGUGACGUCUUGUGGAGGUGAUGGCAAGGUGCGACAGCACGACAGACGCGUUCGUCGCCCUGAUCUGCUGUUGGACUGGGAUCUUCGUUGGGACGGUGCACGGCUGGGAGUGGCAGGGGCGGAGAUCAAUUCCAUGACCAGCUGCAGUCUGCGGCCCGAACUCUUGGCGCUGGCAGGUGACGAUCCAUUCCUUUGGCUCUACGACAGGCGCAUGUUGGCCGGCUGCGAGCCCUUAGCCAUCUUUCGGCCCGACGGCCUGCCGCUGGCGCCGAGUGCUUCAGUGACUGGUGUGGCGUUGUCGCCGGAUGGUCGCCGACUCCUGGGCUCUUGGCAGCGGCAAGACGUCUACCAGUUCUCCAGCGACCAGGGGCAAAGCAGGCCCAGCUUGACCUCGUUGAUGGGUCAGAAGCCGGGUCGACGACAUGGCUGGACUCCGGAGACCCUGGAAACUCCGGAGGAGGGAAGUGACGCGAAGUUUGUGGGGCACAGCAACAUUCGCACCAUCAAAGAGGUCGCCUAUUUGGGACCUGAGGCGGCCCUGGUCGCCAGUGGCUCUGAUUGUGGCCACCUCUUUGUCUGGGACGCGCGGACUGCACAGCUGUUGCUGGUGCGAAGAGGGGAUCAUUACGUGGUGAAUGCCAUCGCCACACAUCCGCGUGAUCUGUGUCUGGCAACCAGUGGCAUUGACACCACUGUGAAGAUCUGGAUGCCCAGCCGCUCCGAGGAAGCCAUGCCGUUGGACCUUGCCAACUUCCCAUGGGUCAAAGAAAUCCUCCGCGCCAAUAAGACGCGGCACACCAUGGCUGCGACGGAUGUGCACUUCAUGGAGAACGUCUUCGGAGACUUUGAAUUCCCGAAUUUCGACGAGGAUGAUUUGAUCUCGUCAGAGGACAUGAACAGAUCCCGGCUCAGUUCCUGUUUCAAGGCGUCCAGGUACGACACGGUGGAUGAAGACUGGAAAGCUAGCGACAUCUACGAGGCGUCAGCACCGACUGUGACGGUGGACGGUGAGGGUAUGACUCCAGAAGAGCAGGAUGCUGCGAUGCAAGAGCUCUUCGAGGAGGCAAACAGAGGUGGCCCACUUGGAGCAGGGCCAACUAUGGAUCCUAGGCGACAGGUGGCUUCGGACCUCGCGGUGGAACGCGCCCAUGGCGAAGUGGCCGCGCAGGUGGCCAAGGCCAAGGCGGCCAAGGCGGCCAAGGCGGUGGAAGGCCAGGACGCGGACAAGGAGGCGAAACGCCAGAAGCGUCGGGAGUAUCGCGAGAGGAAGAAGCUGAAGCAACAAGCUGGGCUCUUCAUCAAAGCCAAGGAGAAUCCCAACGUCUAUGUCUCGGGUCUGCCUCCAGACACCACCGCCCAGGAACUGGACCCCCUCUUCAAGCGAGCCGGAGUCCUUAAGUUGGACAUGGAAACCUGUGCCAGCAAGAUCCGCGUCUACACCGGAGCAGAUGGGAGGUGCAAAGGUGACGCCCUGGUGACUUUCGCCAACGCUGCCUCGGUGGAACUGGCCGUGAAAUUUCUCCACGAAUAUGAGAUCCGGCCCGGCUGCCGAAUCUGUGUGCAGCAGGCGGAUUUCGAGGAGACGGAGAAGAAAGACGCCAAGUUAUCCAAAGACGAGCUCAAGGAGUUGGCCGCGGCCAGAAAGCCGGAAGAUCAGCGGGCCAAAUACUUGGCGGCCAAGAACACCUUGAAGGAGGCGGUCUCCUGGAGCGGAGAGAUGGACGACGGCACGGGGCGCCGCAUUGUCCUGUUGAGGCACAUGUUCUCCCCGGAGCAGGCAGAGAAAGGAGGUCCCAGCUUCUACGAGGAGCUCAUUGAAGAAGUCAAGGAGGAAUGUGAGAAGAUCGGCCAGGUGAUGAGGGUGACACCCAUCGAGCGCCACGUGCAGGGCAUCGUGUGCAUCAAGUUCAAACUUUCAUCGGAAGCUGAAGAAUGCAUUCGAGUCAUGGACGGCCGGCUCUUUGAUGGUCGCUACCUGGAGGCGUCCUUCUAUGAUGGGAAGACGGAUCUGAAGGCCUUUGGUGUCGUGCAGGACCCCCCGCGGAAGCCUUCAGAAGAGGCGCCUCCAUCGGCACCGCCUCCGCGGGCGUCGGCGGAAGCACCGGCCGCGGAAAACAAAACCACGGCGGAAGCAACGGCCGGGGAAGUUGAUGAGGAGCCGGAUGCACCAGAGCCGAUCGUGCUUGAGGAGCCGAAUCCCACAGAUCCAACAGCGCCGGAGAUCCAACAGGCCUAUGACGCCAUGUUCGAAGACCAGUCCAGUGAUGAUGAGGAUUUGGUGGUGCGCACCGAAUGAGCCGAGCUCAGAGCUGAGAGCUGAGCGGGGCGCCGGGAAAAACCGCCGUUGCCUG
This is a messenger RNA of Cladocopium goreaui, 5458 nucleotides long. The record is from the annotation of a GenBank genome assembly. NCBI's taxonomy places the organism in Eukaryota, Dinophyceae, Suessiales, Symbiodiniaceae.